GGGACAAGAUCAUGACGAUGUUCGAAUCGGGAGGGAUAUGAUCCCUCUUCAUCAGCUGGGCGGGGAGGAGCGGAGGCAAUUUCGUAGUUGGUCCAGAUCUGGUGUCGGCGUUGUAGUCUUCUAUGGUCUCGGAGAAUGUUCGUAACGUACAAUCUGAACAUGAGCUCGGAGUCGUCCAACUGCGGCGGUUCGGGAAUCUUCCUUCAGCCGGGCGAUCGUCGUCUUCCUCGGAUCUUCUUGUUUCUUGUUGCCGUUUCUUUUUGAUCGAAAAGCUUUUUUUGUUGUUGCCAAAAGGCCAACAAUGUGCCGAGCGAGCCGGUCAAUGAUUAGCGAUCGACGGGAAGGGGAAGAAUCCGCUUGUUGGAGUACUACUAGUAGCCCGUCCACCUAUGGUCACUACCUCAUCGAAGCUACAUCAUCGCUCGAUCUUUCAGUGAUUUAUCGAUUAGGCGAUACACAAAUCGCAUACUCGAAGCUGCUCACAUACGCUAUAGUGGUUUUCACCAUGCCUAAAGCUCCUUCCGUCAAACAAGAAGCCCAAUCCUCGGACCCUUACAAGACCCCUCCUCCCGGUCGACAACCCUCGACCUCCUCUUCUCCCGUAAAGAAAGGAUCCCCAACCAAGAAAGAGUCUCCAUCAAAGAAAGGCGGUCCGGCGGGACAGGUUCCUGUGGAUGAGAUGGCGGCGAAGAAGCUCAAGAUCGUGACCAUGAUCUUUGAUUACGCCAAGGGUUUAAAGGCGGAAGAUAUCGCGGCCGAGGUCGGGAUGACGACUCUCCAGGUCAAGAACUUGCUUCAGGUCGGGAGGCCUUCCAAUUUGCGAUACAAGGUGUUGGACAAGGUGGCUCGAGGGGAAUGUUAGCUGGUCGGAUGCUUUUCCGGAGAAUGGAUAUGCUUCCGGUUGUUGAUGUUGUCGUUGUGAAAGUGGACCGAACUCGUGGAUGUUCAUAUACGGUAUUGAUAGCUACACGACAUGCUUGG
Molecule: messenger RNA, 981 nt
Organism: Filobasidium floriforme
Lineage: Eukaryota; Fungi; Basidiomycota; Tremellomycetes; Filobasidiales; Filobasidiaceae
Exons: 3
Coding region: 302-862 (186 amino acids)
Source: RefSeq, a predicted model, not a curated record